Rhagoletis pomonella (apple maggot) is the source of this 1545-nucleotide messenger RNA. RefSeq lists its product as uncharacterized. The transcript has a single exon. Bases 1 to 1545 code for a protein of 514 amino acids. The record is from RefSeq and is a predicted model, not a curated record. Lineage: Eukaryota; Metazoa; Arthropoda; Insecta; Diptera; Tephritidae.
AUGAAGCUGACACCAGUACAACGCUACGACGUAGCAAAGAAGAAGAGUCUGGGCUUAAACUGUUUGGGUCCGAAUCAUUCGUCGAAAGACUGUCCGUCCACGCAUAGAUGUCAAGUUUGUCGGGCGAGUCAUCACACUCUACUGCACCGUUCGCAACCAACCACAACCAAUCCACAAUCAUCGUCUUCGCCACUGACACCGUCCAACACCAUGAAGUCAACUUCGACACCAACAGCGCUUCAGGUUUGUGACAGCAACCAAGAGGUUCUACUUGCGACUGCCGUGAUUCAGCUUCGUAGUCAAUCGGGUACAACGAUUUUCGCUCGUGCACUGCUUGAUUCCGCCUCGCAGUUGCAUUUCAUAACUGAGCGCUUGGCUCAGCUACUUCGUGUACAUCGCAAAAAGGUACCACUGGAAAUCAGUGGCAUAGGAUUAUGCGGAUCAAGGUCGCAGUUCCUAUGCAAGGUGGAGAUACGCUCUCAACACACAGCAUAUUCAUCUACCAUAGAUGCGGUCAUCAUGAACGCAAUAACGACAAGCCAACCGCGCACACCACUGAACACCAUCGCAUGGAACAUACCAAAGAACAUCAACUUGGCUGACGAUAAUUUCAACAAGCCAGGCCCAGUUGAUCUUCUGCUUGGAGCGAGCAUUUUUUAUGACUUGCUGUUGAUUGGACAGAUCAAGUUGGGCGACAAUCUGCCUGUCCUUCAAAAAACUAAGGUUGGGUGGGUGGUCGCUGGAGCUGUCACAAUCCCACCACUUAUAUCUUCGGCGCCAUUGGUCGCAUCAUACACCACCUCAGUAGGCACCGACUGCAUACUAUCUAACGCAUGGCCAUCGCAAAUCUCCUUUGAUUCGAAGGUAACGGAAGCUUCGUCACUCACCUUGGAACCGUCACUUGAUCAGAUUUUGGAAAGGUUUUGGCUUAUCGAACACAAUCCACAUCAAACACCACCAAGUCUAACUGCUGAUGAAAUUGAGUGCGAAAAAUUCUUCGCAGAGACGACAAAGAGAUGCCCUAACACCAAUAAGUUCAUCGUUCGUUUGCCUUUUAAGGAAUCACCACAGUCAUUGGGCAGCUCGUAUGAUAUAGCACAAAAACGACUAGUGUCCAUCGAAAUCAAACUUCGUCGCAACAAAUGUCUCGAGCGAGACUACUAUUCCUUCAUGAAAGAAUACAUCGCGCUUCAUCACAUGAUUCGCAUACCUCACCCUGGUAGCUUCGUAAACUACAUACCACACCAUGCAGUCGCGAAGUUGGAUAGCAGCACCACCAAACUUCGCGUCGUGUUCGAUGCGUCGUGUCGUACAUCUAACGGCAAAUCACUCAACGACAUUCUUCGAGUUGGACCUACAGUGCAAGAUGAUUUGUUUUCAAUUCUCCUUAGAUUCAGAAGGCAUGUCUUUGUGCUGAUGGCUGACGUCGCAAAGAUGUAUAGACAAAUCAUCGUGGACAAGCAAGAUGCACAAUGGCAAUGCAUUUUGUGGCGCGAUGAGAUAACCGACCGCAUAAUCACAUACCAGUUACAAACAGUGACCUAA